AUGGCGCAAGCCUUUGCUAGCGCUUCUCCACGCUUCGUGGGGGCCGCGGGGCGACAGGAUUCCAGGCGCGACCAUGUCAGCGUGUGCCUGGAUCUGCCGAAAAGGCGGCGAGCCCCGAAGCCCCCUGACAUCUUAGUUCUUGGUGGGGAGUCGACUCCAGAUGAUGUGGGUCAGGGCCUUCCCUACUACAUGCGAAGCCGGAUGGGCCAAGGCCACUGCCGACCACACGACCGAGUUGUCCCCGGGGGCGCUGGCUCUUUGGUGAACGUCGCCAGUGACAUGCCACCAGCAGGAGCCAAACACCUGCCCCCGCCGGAAGAGAACUUGUCUCUCCUGCUACGGCCCAGGUGUGAGAUCCCUCCUUCGCGGCGGGCUUACGUGGCCGAGCCUGUCCCGUUGAUGCACCAGGCACGACGGCUGCGAGGCCCGCCUGCGACUCCGGUUCAGCAGGUCAUGGCACAUCCCGCCGCGCUCGAGGCCCUUCGACCCAUGAUCGAGAAGCACAGGAGCCCUCGUAGUGACAGCUCGCAGACAUCAAAGUCGGCUGUCAUGUCUAUGGUGGAUCAGCUGCCUUUUGCCCGCAUGGACAGAUUAUUGGCCGAGGCGCACGGAGCAGGAUCUGUUACAAUGCGGCCGAAGCCAGCCCACAGGGUGCCCAACUCCGUGGACUUUUCCCCGCACUCCGUUGUGCCAGGGCAAAGAUGA
Messenger RNA from Symbiodinium natans, 705 nucleotides. The record is from the annotation of a GenBank genome assembly. Lineage: Eukaryota; Dinophyceae; Suessiales; Symbiodiniaceae.